Molecule: messenger RNA, 1315 nt
Organism: Oncorhynchus mykiss (rainbow trout)
Lineage: Eukaryota; Metazoa; Chordata; Actinopteri; Salmoniformes; Salmonidae
Gene: ino80e
Product: INO80 complex subunit E
Biological process (GO): chromatin remodeling
Cellular component (GO): nucleus; Ino80 complex
Source: RefSeq, a predicted model, not a curated record
CGCGGAAGUAGACUCAAUAAUGUAAUGUAGGUAGGCCGUGAAUAGCCUCACAUGCCAGUACAGUAGGUGGCGGUAUACGCGAACUGACAACCAAAUCCUAAAGAAAAAGAACAGACGUAAACAAAGAGCACGUCGCACAUAUUCAUUCAAACGAGAGCACGUCCACUGACGGUUCAACCACAGCGUCAGAAAUGAACGGUCAAGCCGAUAUGGAGGUGGACUACAAGCAGAAAUACAAAAAUCUCAAACGCAAAUUGAAAUUCCUGGUUUAUGAGCAGGAGUGUUUUCAGGAAGAGCUCAGAAGAUCCCAGAGGAAGCUGCUCAAAGUGUCCCGAGAUAAAAGUUUUCUGUUGGACCGAUUGUUACAAUACGAGAGGGUAGACGAGGACUCCUCAGAUUCUGAUGCCACAGCCUCUUCGGAGAACAGUGAAGGAGAGGGCACCAGGGAGAGAGACGGAGGAAAGAAGAGAAGGAGUAGCCCUGGCGUUGGCCUUCCCUCGUCCUCAUCCUCCCAUCUCUCUCUCCUCUCUCGUUCUGGAGUGAACCCUCUCCAGUCGUCCGGCAGUACCCCCUACCUCAACACAUUGCCCUUCCCACCAGAGUAUUUGGCUCCACCAGCUGAGAGAAUGAAGAAAGAGAGAAAGACAAAGGCGCCCAAACACAAGAAAGAGACAUCGGGGAAGGUGGUGGCCCCUCUAGCAGCCAACUACCCAGCGGGCCCGACUGCCCCUCCCACAUCCAGCGCCUCGUUCAACUGGGUGCCCAGGCAGAUGCUGAGUGGAGAUGCCGCGGAGGAGGAGGGAGAGAGCGACGGAGACUCAGACAGAGGAGACGAUGACAGGGGGGAAGGAGAAGAGGCUGACCUUGUCAUCGAUAUCCCCAACGAGUGAACUGUGUGUGUGUGUGUGUGUGUGUGUGUGUGUGUGUGUAAAGGAUUGUUAGAAAGAGUGUGUAAAAGCACAAUGUGAGUGUGUGUGGAUUCAACCCCUCCCACUGUCAAAUGCUUAGCCAAGCUCACCCCAUUGGACCUUCAGGUUACUGCAACAAUAUCUCUCUCUAAACAAUGUGACCUGUCAUAAUAAUGUUGCUAAUUGGCUCCUUUAAUGUCAUUUUACUGCCUUCUACUGUAAUACAAGUCAUGGAAGAAAUGGUAUUGAUGGCAUGGACAGCUACAGGACUGCUUACAUGUAGCACCUACCUUUUUAUGGGAAACUGUCAAAUAAUACAUUUUCUGUUGUAGAUAAUGGAGACGUUAUGUUUUCUAUCAAUUACUUUUCAAAAUGAAAUUGCAUUAAAGUGGUAACAUUUCAGAUGA